Molecule: messenger RNA, 2159 nt
Organism: Erigeron canadensis
Lineage: Eukaryota; Viridiplantae; Streptophyta; Magnoliopsida; Asterales; Asteraceae
Product: UBP1-associated protein 2B-like
Exons: 2
Coding region: 116-2059 (647 amino acids)
Molecular function (GO): RNA binding; zinc ion binding
Source: RefSeq, a predicted model, not a curated record
UGCGGUCUAACUUUUGUGCCACAGUGAAACCGACCCUUCCGUAAUUCCAUCCAUCUCUAUUCUCAUUAACUUGCUAACCCUUCUCUUCCAAUCCAAAAACCUGCAACAAACAACAAUGGUGAAAGCAGCAAACAAAAAACUCAAAACCCCCAAAAAACCAACCAACCCCACCACCCCAAAAAAGAAACCCAGAAAAACCAAAAAGAAAAAGCCCAUCUCAAAAAAACCUAUAAUCACAUCUUCCGAUUCAGAUUCAGAUUCACAACAAACAACACCUGACCGAAUCCAAAAACUAAUCGAACCAUAUUCAAAAUCCCAGCUAAUAGAUUUCGUAAUUUCAGCUGCACUUUCAAACCCAUCAUUCUACACUCGUAUUCGAAACUACGCAGAUACCGAUGUUUCGAAUCGAAAAAUAUUCGUCUACGGGUUAGGUUGGGAUACAACUAGAGAAAAUUUGGUUCAAGGGUUUAAACCAUAUGGUGAAAUUGAGGAUUGUAAUGUAGUUAUUGAUAGGGUUACUGGGAAAGCUAAAGGCUUUGGCUUUGUACAGUUUAAGUCAAGAAAAUCGGCUUUUAAAGCGUUGAAAAACCCGAAAAAGAGAAUCGGGAAUAGGAUGGUUUCGUGUCAGUUAGCGUCUUUAGGGCCCGGAAAAGGGGAUGGAAAAGGGGGUACAGGGAAUAGGGAUAAUUGGGAUAGGAAGAUUUAUGUGAGUAAUGUGAGACAGGAUACUGAUCCGGCGAAAUUGAGAGUGUUUUUCGAGAGGUUUGGAGAGAUUGAGACGGGUCCGUUAGGGUUUGAUACGAGUACGGGGAAAUCUAGAGGGUUUGCGUUGUUUGUGUAUAAGAAUCAGGAUGGGUUGAAAAAGGCGUUAGAGGAACCUAAGAAAGUGUUUGAAGGGCAUCAGUUGCAUUGUCAGAGAGCUUCUGGUGGUGGGAAGAAUAAAGGGGAUGGGGGUUCGGGAUCAAGUUCGGGUUCGGGUUCAGGUUCAGGUUCGGGUGUUGGGCCAGUUUUGCAGCAGCCGGAUCCGCAGAUGAUGGCUGCAGUUGCUGCAAGUCAGAAUUUUGGGUUGUAUCCUAUGUAUGGUGGGUUUAUUGCAGCGAAUGCAAUUUAUCCUCCAGGGGUUUUGGGCCAAAUAGGUGGUGUUCCGGGUGGGUUAGGUGGUUACUAUGCCGGUGCACCGGUGCCACAUGGGUUGGGUAUCGGUGUUGAUAGUGCGUCAUUGUUAGGGGCUACUCCCCCAAUGAUGCCGGGUUUGGGAUUGCAAAAUGCAUAUCCCAUGAAAAAAUCGGGCCCUAGCUCUGGCUCUGGUUCAGGUUCACCUUCUGGUUCGAGGUCUCAAGGUGCCGGUGGUGGCUCAUACAGUCGUUAUUCAUCUCAUAAGCGACUUACCACGUCGAACUCUCCGCGUAGCAUUAAAUCCCCCAACACUUUGGAAUAUACUAUGGAAUAUCCCGACCCUAGACUUCAACCGACUAAAGAAGGUGACUCUUUAAAGGAAUCCUACCACUUAGCUGAAGCGGUAGCACAAGGUUUUAAAGCAGCAUUGCCAGAUUUUGUCGCCCAACUAACAGAGGUUCACAAAGUCCGCCAAACUGAAGAUGUGGUAAGGCCUGCCGCAUCGACCAAUAAUGAUAAUGGAAUUAAGGGGAAACAAAAGAAUCGGUCCAAGAACCAAGGUGGCAAAUCAGGUAAGAAGCGGAAACAAGUAAGAAACCUUGACAAAGCGAAUCCAGAGCAGGAGGGAUAUAUUGGACGACACCCAAUAUGCAACCGGUGUAGUUUCCAUCAUCUAGGAGAUUGCCUAGUGUGCCAUGGGUGCAAGUUGCCCGGUCAUACCAUCAAAUACUGCAAGAAGACUAAUGUGAAGGAUGGUCGAAAAAUAAUGGCUUGUUAUGAGUGUGGUAGUCAAGAUCACCUUCGAAAUUUGUGCCCGAGGCUGCGCAAAGCACCAAUCUACAAUGAGUCUGCCAAUACUGCUAACUACCCUAAUAAUCCCUUGACUGACGUCAUCAUAAAGGUUGAACCGAAUGACGUCGUCAUUAAGGUUGAACCACAAUGAGAUAGACUUUAGACUUUCGAUUUCAUCUUUUGGAUAUAGUACCAUGUAUUAGGUUUGACACAUGAAUUUUGUUUUAGUUUGUAGGGGUAGUGUGUUCUAC